This is a messenger RNA of Dentiscutata heterogama, 414 nucleotides long. Lineage: Eukaryota; Fungi; Glomeromycota; Glomeromycetes; Diversisporales; Gigasporaceae. The record is from the annotation of a GenBank genome assembly.
CAAUUUAGAAAUAUAAGCGAAGCAUACAAAAAAAAUGAGUUAGCAUAUCUCGAGCAAUAUUACUCAAAGUAUUAUGUUGUCGACCUGAAAAACUCGACAGAAGAUUUAUAUAUUUAUCAGGCUCCAAACAAAUCAUGCGUAAUAGGUUUAGCACCAGCGCAUCCUUUACUUCAACGAUCACAGGAUCAGAGCUCUUCUGGUCAUUAUUUAUCAAGCAUUCAAACUAUAGAAUACAAUGUUAAGAUUAAGAGUUCGAUUAAUAAGAAAAGACAAGAUCCUCUUUCAAUUGAUACUGAAAUUUGCGUUGUUACAACUGAAGAAGGAAAGCGUUAUAGUAUUAAGGCUGGCGUCGUAGGUUGGAUUAUGGAUAUCAACACAAGGUUUGAGCAUGAAAAGGAAUUGCUACAAAAUAAG